This is a messenger RNA of Racocetra fulgida, 195 nucleotides long. The record is from the annotation of a GenBank genome assembly. Lineage: Eukaryota; Fungi; Glomeromycota; Glomeromycetes; Diversisporales; Gigasporaceae.
AGAAACGACCUUUAUAUUUGAUUAACAAACUAGCCAUUAAAAAUCAGAUAAUAUUAGAAGAGAAAAGUGGUUAUACUAAUAAUAAAGCAUCUGAUAAUAAAGCACCUGAUAAUGAAAUACCUGAUAAUAAAGCACCUGAUAAUGAAACAUCUGAUAAUAAAGCACCUAAUAAUAAAGUAUUUGAUAAUGAUGAAA